This is a messenger RNA of Folsomia candida, 6068 nucleotides long. RefSeq names its product broad-complex core protein isoforms 1/2/3/4/5. Gene Ontology annotation, cellular component: nucleus. The record is from RefSeq and is a predicted model, not a curated record. Gene Ontology annotation, biological process: regulation of transcription by RNA polymerase II. Gene Ontology annotation, molecular function: protein binding. The coding region runs from base 2880 to 4673 and encodes 597 amino acids. The transcript has 9 exons. Lineage: Eukaryota; Metazoa; Arthropoda; Collembola; Entomobryomorpha; Isotomidae.
UUUCUAUUUGUAACUUCUACGACUAACUUCUAAGAUUUUUGUCUCGAGUUUUUUAUUUGAAUCCUCAGCUUAAAGUGGUUAUUCUACAAAGCAAAAUUUCUGUUUGCAUAAGACUUACAGCGCACUUUUAGUAUUUGCAGGCUAGCUCAUUGGCUCAUAUCGUGCUGAACAAAGUAGUUACACACUGACAUAUUUCUAUGAGGUCACAUUUUUGUAUUUACGGUUCUUGACAAAUUAACUCAACAGUAAAUUAAGAAGUUAAUUGUACACAUAUUUAAUUAGUAAUUGCGGCUUGAUUUUCCAUGCGUGGAAUCAAUUUCAAGGGUGACAAACUUCCAAACGCUCAAAUCUUAUCAGUCAUCACGAACCAUCCUUUUUGUCCCAUUUUAUAGUGCUUUACUACAUAAACACUACUACGGAAUACGGAUUGCGUCAAAAACGUACGUACUGUUGUAGACCAAGAUGAAGAAUAAGGAGUAAUCCUCAAAAGUGAUUUCUAUUCUUAUUGACACUGACACUUAGUUCGCUUCUUGCGUCUUACAUUGCUGUGUACUGUGAUUAUUACCAACGUUUCGUAAGAACAAUUAGCGUGUCAAAGUCUUUUAUCACUAAUCUGGGGUUUCGUUCCUCAUCUCGCCGUGUUUUGCUUGUCGAAUGCAAAUUUGACCAGAUUUCUUCAUAAGAUAUAACACUUUGCCACCUGCAUCGAUCCAAUUUGGGGAAAUUUUAAAAUUAGUGUAGCGUGUUAGUGUCGAUCAUCCUUCGUCUGCAUUUAUCUUGCACCGUUAAGAUCCUGAAGAGUUAAUGAAAAAGUUGAUAUUUUCGUGAAAUAAGCUGCAAUAAUAACAAUUGUAUCUGCAGAUUAGCAUGAAAUAACAGACGAGUUGUACUGACUGUGUUUUCAGUUGUGUUGGUGCUGAUGAGAAACAAAUGGAAAACAAAAUCGGAAAUCGCAAAAUCAGUUAACAAAGUGAAAAGUGUGUAGCACAGCCAAAUUACAUAUCUGUGUGUGUAACGUAUGAAUUUACUAAAAGCAAAUAAAUAUACUAAUGCAAUCGAGAUUCUUAAAAAUACCAUUUUAACCAUCAUUUAAUUUAAAUUUCAACAACAUUAGCCGAAUUAAAUACGCUCGAUUGGUUGUGAUAUUGUCUGAAAGCAAAAUUGAGUACAGCUUAAUCCUCCCAAUCUGAACGUGAAGAAAGGAAGUAAUCUCAUCAUCAUAUUGAUUGUCGACACUUUACAUAUUUUACAAGCCAUCAAACUUUUUUCAUAUCCAGUAAAUUUCCAUAAUUUUAAUUUUUUUGCAUCAGUGCAAGUCAUACACAACACAAGUCAACAAAAGUAGUGCUGUUUUAACUACCCAAUUUUUAUUGAAGGUACUCCAUUACAGAACUAAUAACAUGGAAGUAUUUAUCUAUGCAUUAGUGAAUAUGAUGUGUGUAUGAGUCGUAAACAAAUUGCUCUGGGAGAGUCUGGGCUGAACUGUGUGUUAUUAUCAAUCGCAACUUAUAGGAAGUAACAAGACGAAGAUAAAAUCAAUGUGGUUUUAGUAAACAUGUGAUGACAUGCGAAGCGUUGAAACAAGAUUGGAGCAGAAUAAACUGAUCACAUUAAUAAAUUUUUAUAGUUUACUCCCAUGUCUAAUAAUAAUAAUAAUAAGCGUGUUGACCAAGCGACGACUUUCAAGAGGGGUGAAAAUCUAAGAUCUGUCUAAGUCAAGUUCUUAUGGCCCAUUUCAGCCUGAUCAGUGUCCAGCUAAUAAUCCUUCGUCAGAGCUCCUCAAUAUCUAGGAUUUUGUUGUAAUGUGAUUCAUCUCUCUUCAACCCGUACGAGUUAUUUUCAUUUUCUCACAUUGCCUCACAGUCUCAGUUUCCCUGAAUCGAAGCAUUUGUGCACAUGUACUUCCCGAAUCUCUUUAACAAGUGACAAGUGAAGAAAAUUACGACAUAAACUUACAUAUUUAUGUAUGUACAUACGCUUAAUGAAAUACAUAAUUUUAUGUAACAAGUGAUUUGCUCAUUUUUCGCGACUCGACUACAAUUUUAUGUCAUUGAAAAUUGUUUUAUGAAAUUAACAUUCCCAAACCUUAAGAAUAAUUGAUUGAUGACUGAACCUUCAGAACAAUUAACUGUCAUUGUGUUUAGUGCUAUGGAGUAAAUGCAGAUAUAUAUUCACGGAUAUUGCUAUUUUCUUUGUAUUAAAACCGAAAUCCUAGAAAGUUUUAACCUUAACGCGCAUAUUGUUACUAUAAUAAUAAUACUACUACGUCACCUUAUCUGACAUGGUCUGGAUUCAAUUGUCUGUUUACAUGCAGUAAUAACUUUGUAUCUUUUGUGCUUCGCUGCUGCAAUUACUUUGGAAGACAGGAAUAUGCUCGUCGGUGUUUAGCAUUUACGAUUUAUUAUGUCGUAGUUCCAUUGUUGGUUAUACGUAUGUAGGAAGACAUGCAUACUUAGUGCAUGCGUCUGUCUUAACUUAUUGGGCUUGGAAGUAAAAGUUUAAAAUAUUGGUACAAUCUAAAAACAUAGUGUAAUAAAUACAAAAGACUCAGUGAAACCAUUAGAUUUUUAUAAAGACAAGUGUUACGUAAUACAAUAAUAACACAAACAAUUAGAUAAUUACAUAAUAAUAAUUAUUAUUUGUUAUAAUUUUGGCAGCGUGGACUAGUACAUACCUUCCAAGUCAAUCAAUUAUUUACAAAAUAAAGACUUGCAGCAAUAUAUUUACAAAAUCAAAGACUUGUAACAAUAUAUUUACAAAAUAAGCUUAUGCACUGACGAAAGUUAUAAAUCUUACCGGAUUUAGUGUUUGUAUGCAAAAGAACAGCCAACACAUUUCAAUCUUUCGGAAAGCAAACAACAUUUCCAAUAAUCAGGAAAAUGACGGAAGACGCUUUAUUUAAUUUGCGGUGGGACGCACAACGUUCGGCGUUGUUGGGGUCCAUGGCGAGUCUAUAUCGGGAAGAAGCAUUUGUGGACACGACGAUUGUUGCAGACAAUAAAAUAUUCAAGGCCCACAAACUACUCCUUUCUGCCAGCAGUUCAUAUCUGAAAAAUAUGUUGGAGAGCGUGCCUGCAUUACAGCAUGCGGUUAUAUUUAUGCCACACAUCGGUGCGUCGGACUUGGGAAAUCUUUUAAAAUUCAUCUAUGAUGGAGAGAUUAAAAUCAAUAAGCGAUCUCUGAAAUCAUUCUUAGCAGUAGCUAAACUACUUAGAAUUAAGGGGAUGGAUUUUGAGCUUAACGAGGAUCUCGAAACCAAUAUCCCCCUUGCUUAUGCUCAAAACUUAUCCACCAGUUCACCAAUAGCUUCACCGUCCAACCCCAAUAAGAGACUCGCAUCGGAAGCCAGGCUUGACGAAGAAGCCAAUAAUAGUUCCAUUCCUUCUAAAAUACUUAGUGCAAUUUCUUCCCAAAUCAACAACUCUCAACGCUCAACACCACCAAAGGAAAAUGGUCAAUCGUUCAACUCAAUUUCCAACACUGCAGGUGUUGUUAUUAAUUCAUCCGAUGAUGAGUCCACCAAAGGCACUUCUCGUCCUGCCCUCAUUGGUGGGGGCAGUGGGCGAUCUGCAAAUAGCUCAAUAUCUUCACAGGCGUCCAACAAUAACAACAAUAUGCCAUCCCCACACAAUGACACCUCAAGACUUAGUCACCAUUUGAACCACACCACUUCCAACGGGGAUGACAACUCACAGCUUUCCCCGCCUAUGAACCGAAACGGUGGUGUUGACGUUGAGGACGAUGUUCAGGACGACAGCAAUGCAAGCAACAAUCCAGAUGCCAAAGGCAACACUGCUCUUAAUCUGCAUAUUGGUCGCUAUCAUAAUCAUAAUCAUGACACUGAGAGUUUGGACAUGGACCAAGACAGUCGACCCUUGGGGGAUGAGCGAGAGGGAAGAAUGUCCAUCCACGAUGGAGACAUGGAUGAUGAGUAUGACGAUGAUGAUGACUCUUUCUCCAUGUCAAUUCAACCGGAAGUGUCCUUACGAGAGUCAGAUGAGUCCUUCACCAUUAGUGAUAGGCGUCACUCAUUUUCUCAUAAACCAACCAGUUUCAGUAACAGUUUCAAUCUGUCGUUGAUGGGAAACUCUGCAUUAUCUGUGACUCCAACCGUAGGUGGUAAUUUGAGUGGGGGUGGCUUGUCCGUUCCAUCUUCACCACUUUCACUCCAGCAGCAGUUGACGCUCAAACAUUUGAGCAAAUUGGCUCGACCAAUGAUUCCAAAAGCUCAUCAGUUACCAGGUCAAGGGUCACCUCAAUCGGGAGGUGUGUCUGCGAUUAAUGAGGGGAUUCUAAUGAGGAUGAUGCGAGAACCCUUACAAGGUGGUUCCACCAGCAGCAAACCAUCGAGCAGUCCAGGAAAUUCGGGUUUUUUCGAUAAUUUGUCGCAUAAUGAUCCAAAUCUCCUAUCAGCCGGUUUGAGGAAGCAAAAACGCUAUGUUGCUUGUACGAGUUGCAGCAAAGUUUUAAGCAGUUUAUCGGCAUUAAAACGACACAUGGAAGAUGUACAUUGUGCACGCAUACAAGGAAAGUGUCUCCUCUGUGGACGGGUAUACAGCUCAAGGAAUUCGCUAUUGACCCACGUCUAUAGUGCCCAUAAAUUGCACCAGGAUUACAAGGCCGUCGCCCGGAUAAUCCGAGAGUCAGAUUUUGAGCAGUUUGCAACAGCUUAAUUUAUGACCCCUACAAAAAACUGUGUUUGAAGACACAUAAUAGACGGAUCGGAUCGUUUCGUAGAACGAAGCAUGGCUACAAUAUGAAGAAAAUCUCUGUAAAGAGCACCAUAUGCUGACAGAAAUGAUCUAGUUUUAUGAAAUUAUUUAUGUAAAGUCAUAAUUGCUUAUAGUAAGUCUUAUGUUUUAUAAAGUUUCUAAGUCGAAGAUUGCUGUCCCAUUGGUCGUAACAAUGGUCACACAGUUGACAGUGUUUGGGGCAUCGACAAUGCAUAAAUAAAUAAUGAUGGCGUAAAUAGAUGCAAACAAAGCUUUCACUUGACGUAGGAAAAGGUGAUGACAGCCCAUAGUUAGCUUGUGAUUCUUUCUUCAUACAAUAUUUUUUCAAUGACACUCAAUUUGCUCAGAAUAUACUUUAUAGAGCUUGCAAAGUAGAAAUAUAUAUUUAAAUAAAUUUACAUGUAUGCACCGAUACCAUGUGAUGCAAAAACUGGAGGAGAAGAUUCAGCACUUUCUUGACACUAAUAAGGAUAAGUCGGAAUUAGAGUUACCAAAUACAUUAACAAUUCAUAAGUCGUUUAUCGUUAUGAUUUCUAUAUACAAAAUAAGAGCAAUAUAGGUCUUGAUAUUUUGCUAAGUCUUAGUUUUUAAUGUAAAGGUUGCACAUAAUAUAUUAAAGUUGCAUUAUUGACAUAAUCAAAUACAGGUUCAAUUCUGAAUUCAAGAAAUAUGUAUCAUUUAAAAGUGACAACAAUGACUUUGGCUGGAUUAGUUAAGUGAAUUGAAUAUACACAUAAAUAAACACGUAGAAGUUCUAGGAGACGCACUACAUGCACGCGUAGUUUCUCGUGACAUGAACACUAAAGUUCAACUGUUGACUUUAUUACCCCCGCUUGGGUGUAAGUACUGCUGAUGAUAAUGACAAUUUACAAGUUUGCAACAAUAAUUUACAAUUUUCGGUCUCACUUCGGUAUUGAAAAAAAGGUGUAAUACACGGAACAUUUACAACACAAUAGCAAAUGCAGAAUGUAGUUGUGAAUAGAAAGUUCAAUCAUGUAAUACUAAUUAAUUGAUGAGGGCGUUGGUAGUAUUUUACUUUUGUUUACAUUGUAGCGCUAAAUAGUCGUUAAAAUAAUUAGAUUAUUUCCUUAUACUAUUUAAUUGUUACUCAAGCUUUAAAGUAUACGGGUGUGGUUUGAUUAUUAUUUUUAUAUCAAUAUAUUGCUCAAUUUACACGAAGUAAUAACACCAAUGUGAAUAUUUUGAAGAGUCAACCGGUUUCGUUUCCAGUUUCUAAAGUUAUGCUGUUCGCUAGUGAUCUUGUGUAAUUACUUAAAUUCCCAAUUUUGAUUUUAUAUGCAAUUAAUAAUAAAUGAUUAUAAAAUUAACGUCGAA